This is a messenger RNA of Nicotiana tabacum (common tobacco), 648 nucleotides long. Lineage: Eukaryota; Viridiplantae; Streptophyta; Magnoliopsida; Solanales; Solanaceae. The record is from RefSeq and is a predicted model, not a curated record.
AUGUCGAACACCCAAUCUGCCCCUUUGAACGUGGAUGUUGAUUCUGGGAACCAUGGUGAGAACCAUAAUGUGGUACCUAGUAACGAGGUGCCUCAUGUCUAUCCCAAUGGAGUUUCGGCCGCUGACCUGAUCGACGCUAACUCACAUAUGGCGAUCAAAGUUAGUGACAGAUCCAAAAGAGACAUUGAUCGUGAACCAAGAUCAAAUAGAGACCUGUAUGAUCAUACAAUGGAGAUCGAAGAGCUUGGCCAAUAUCAUCAGACCGAGGGUCAUAGAACAACUGGAUCUACGAGAAUUGUGGAUGCAAUCCGAGUUCUUAACGGACUCAACAUGGCAUGUGAGACCACUAAAGAGGAGAUAACCCUAUUGAUGAACACCACCGGAACCGUUCAAGCAACAAAGUUCUACGUGAUCAAAGGAGACAUGAGAUAUAAUUCUUUGUUCGGGAGGCUAUGGAUUCACAACAUGAGGGCAGUACCCUCGACACUUCACCAGGUGCUGAAAUUCCCAAUACCGGGAGGGAUUAAAACGGUUUACGAAGAGAAAUCGGCUGCAAAAGAGAUGUUUGCGGUCGAUGAGGUGGUCAUGAUAUCUACACUGUCGACAUCAAAGAACCCGAGCUCAGUCACCAAGGAAGAAACCAAAUAG